Microthlaspi erraticum is the source of this 1731-nucleotide messenger RNA. Lineage: Eukaryota; Viridiplantae; Streptophyta; Magnoliopsida; Brassicales; Brassicaceae. The record is from the annotation of a GenBank genome assembly.
AUGGAGAAUAGCUGUAUUGGGUUUGAAGGAUCGAGAAGAUAUGGUGAGAGUAAACGAAUCGUUGGUUUAAUUGACUCAGUGAACGACUCCACGACCGAUUCAAGCCUUAGCAGCUCAAGUUGCGGUGCUGGAUCGAGCUCCGGGAGAUCUGUCUCGUCGCCGUCAUCUCCUCCGACGAAAUCGCAGCUCCUUGGAUGGCCGUUAGGGCAAGGCUCGUGGAGGAAGAGCUCAGGGAGAAUGAAGAAGAAAACUCCAACGAAAGUCGAUAAUUUUGGGUUUAAGAGAAUCGGAACAGAGACUUCAGAAAUUGAGUUGUUGAAAGAGAGAAUGGCGAAGUUGCUGCUUGGUGAAGACAUGUCAGGUUCUGGUGAAGGAGUUUGUCCUGCUUUAGCUAUCUCAAACGCCAUUACCAAUCUCUACGCUGCGAUUCUGGGGCAACAAUGGAGACUAGAGCCAUUGCCUAGCGAGAAAAAAUCAAUGUGGAGAAGAGAAAUCGAAGUUCUUCUUUCUGUUAGUGAUCACAUUGUUGAAUUGGUACCUUCCUUUCAGAAUUUCCCAAAUGGAAGCAAGAUUGAGGUGAUGAAUUGCAGACCAAGAUCAGAUCUCUUUACUUGCCUUCCUGCUCUUCGGAAGCUAGACAACAUGCUUAUUGAGAUAUUAGAUAGUUUUGGAGAAACAGAGUUUUGGUACGUUGAUCAAGGGAUUGUAGCUGCGGAAUCUGCAAGGUCAAACUCUUUCCGUGAAGAGGGAGGAGAUAAAUGGUGGCUUCCGUUGCCACGUGUGCCAUCUGAUGGACUCACCGAGGAAUCUAGGAAGAAACUGGACCAUACUAGAGACUUCACUAACCAAAUCUUGAAAGCUUGUAUGUCAAUCAACAGCAUUGCUUUAGCUGAAAUGGAUGUUCCACAAGCAUACCUUGAAGCUCUUCCAAAGAACGGAAGAUCAUGCCUUGGAGAUUUUCUUUACAGAAACAUUACAUCUGAUAGCUUCUCAGCGGAUUACUUGCUCGAAUCGAUAGAUCUUUCGUCUGAGCACGCGGUUGUGGAAAUGGCGAACCGAGUAGAAGCGUCAAUGUACAUUUGGAGGAGAAGAGCUCACUCUAGGCAUCUGAUUUUUCUGUAUCGAUCCACAACAGGUGCAAGACCCUCAUGGGGGAUGAUGGUGAAGGAGAUGAUGAUGAAUCAAAACGUUGUUGACAAAAGAGAAAUCUUUGCAGAAAGAGCAGAGAGCUUAUUGAUCCGCCUCAAGCAACGUUUCCCGGGACUUAGACAAACAGCUUUGGACACAAGCAAGAUCCAAUUCAACAAGGAUGUGGGGAAGUCUAUACUUGAGAGCUACUCAAGGGUAUUAGAGAGUUUAGCGUAUAGCAUUGGUGUACGGAUAGAGGAAGUGUUGUACAUGGAUGACAUCAGCAAGGAAGAUGUUGAUGAUUCUUGUUCAGACAAGUUGAGAUUGUUGUCUAAAGAAGCGGAAAAUGGCUGCUCAGGUGGGUCUCUAAGGAAGAGACUUUCUUCUCCGUCGUUGUUCUCUGUGUCAUUCUCAGGCACGUCAACUCCGUACAGGACUCCAUCUUUCUGUGCAUCAACUCCAAGUUAUUCGCCAAUGCCAUUGAUUAGCCCCCUUAGUGGAGGAGGAAGAGGAGAGAGAGCUCCGUUUCUCUCUGGGAGGAACAUUAGAGAACGUUGUGGGUUUGGUCCAAAGAAGGCAUUGGCCAAUUAUCUCCGGGGUUGA